CCGAGGAGACCGGCUGUCACGUGACGCUGCUGGAUGCUGCUUCAGAACGACCGUAAAGGGUUGCAAAGCUGUUUUAGGGCUCACUUCCUUGUUUCAAACGCCCACCAAAGGGAACCACAGAUGGGACAAAACCAAAGACAUCUGCACAGACCUGUCACUUCCGUGUUGAUCUGUGAACAUGGAGACAUCGGCUGGUUUCUGGCUCCUCGCAGUGCUGCUGUUAGUCGGCUUCACUCAGGCCCAGACUGUGGAGAAGUACUUCAGGGUUGGUGAAACACUCCAGCUCAGCCCUCAGCCGGUCUCUGAACGGAUCUACAGCGUCGUGUGGAAAUACGGUAAAUACCUGCUGGCUGAGUGGGUGAAAGACCAGAUUCCUCUGACAUAUUACAGCAAGUUUAAAGGCCGAACCACUGUGAACACUGGCACGGGAGUGUUGGAGAUCAGGAACAUGACUGCAGCGGACAAUGAGGUGUAUACAGUGGAGAUCAACAACCACGUCCAGAGUCGGGUUCAUAAGAUUAUGGCGAUCGAGGAUGUGCCCCAGCCUGAGGUGGAAGUGAAGCCGCUGGCGUGUGGCUCAGCCUCAAAGGACUGUAAACUGGUGUGUGAGGGAGACGUUAGCAAAGCCGGGCCUGUGGAGUACUUCUGGAAGGAGGAUGAUGGAGAGUGGGCAACGUCUGGAAAGAACACCAUGGAGAUCAUCAAUGAUGAGGAAACACAGCGUGUGGAAACUUUCUCCUGCAGAAUAAAGAACCUGUUUAGUGAGAAAGAGAGCAACGCCUCCAACGUGUUCUACCAAAUAAAACCAGCAAACAGUGACGAUCUGCACUGUGGACUCUGGGUUACAACUUUAGGUGCUGUGAUGAGAUCUCUGGCGAUCCUCGCACUCUUUGUGGUGGUUGUCUACUUUCUGUGUCAGAAACUACAGACUGGCUGUAAAUGCAGAAAAAGUGAUGAUGAUGCUGUUUAAAAUGAACUGUCGCCUUUGACUUCCUGAUGAAGAGUAAAGCACAUCAGCUGUACUGAGAGGGAAGUUCAUGUUUAGCUUUGUUAAACUGCUCUGCUGCAUUUCUACAGUAAACAUAAUUUAGCAUACAGUUAUAGUCAGCCAUGUUUGUAGUUUUCUUUGGUCUUCUCUGUCUUUAUUUGUCCUUGUUUUGACCUUAUUUUGGUAAUCAGUUUUUUUCACUUCCUGUCUUUAUCUAUUUUUACUUUGUUCAGUUAGUUUUGCUUCUUUAUUUCUGUGUAUUUGUACUUCUUUAUGUAUUUCUCUUGGUAUUAGUGUGUUUUCCCACAUAUGCCCGUCAUUCCUGCCCUCUUAUUUAUCUGGUCAGGAUUCCUGUGUUUUGCUUUAAGAACUAAAAACUCUGCUUUGGUUCAUCAUCCCUGUCUCACUGCUCCUGCAUUUUAAACGCUGUGACGAGGCAGAAAAAGGUGGAAACAUUCAGAUGUUGUGUGCUCAACCUGCACGAGCGUCAGCUUUCGUCCCACAGACAGAGGUAGAUAUUAUUCCAGCAGAGCUGAGAUGACGAUGAUGAUGGUGAAAUGUUUUGUCCUGCAGUUGUGGCACAUGUUGAUUGUACAGUGGAGGCUUUGCUGCUCGGCUGGUGAUCACACCGUCACAUUAUCUCUGUUAUGUGAGCUGUUCUGUAAUAAAUGUGUUUACUUGUCUCUGUCA
This is a messenger RNA of Maylandia zebra (zebra mbuna), 1678 nucleotides long. RefSeq lists its product as uncharacterized. NCBI's taxonomy places the organism in Eukaryota, Metazoa, Chordata, Actinopteri, Cichliformes, Cichlidae. The record is from RefSeq and is a predicted model, not a curated record. Gene Ontology annotation, cellular component: membrane.